GACUGUGGCUCUUCAUUUACUUCUUGAGUAUUGUAACUUAAGAUUCUAUGAAAUGCAAGACAACAAUCUUCAUAGUUUGAUGAAGGUUAUUGAGACCAUGGUCCAAACUAACAGAAGAUCUUUUGUCACUAUUACUGAGGGCUUCUCUACAGAAAUAAAAACGACACUAAAUGUGGUUCUUUGUGGGAGGAAAGGAGCAGGGAAAAGUUCUGCAGCAGAUGUCAUGUUAGGACAGAGAACAUCUGGAGAGAAGAGCUCAUCUGAGUGCAUCAAACGUCAGAGGGAGCUGCCUGGACUGUGGCUGUCCAUAGUGGAGAUGCCGUCUCUCUGUGGUAGUUCUGCUCAGACAGUGAGGGAGCAGUUCUAUAACAGUAUUUCUCUGUGUGACCCUGAUGGUGUCCACGCCUUUGUCCUGGUGUUACCUGUGAAUCCUCUCACUGAUGAAGACAAGGCUGAGUUUAAGAUGCUUCAGGAGGUUCUGGGUCCUCGUGUUGAUGCCUUCACCCUGGUUCUGUUCACUGUGGAGUCAGAUCCUUCAGCUCCAGUUUACUCUGACUUUGUGAGUCAGAACAAAGACCUGAAGGAGCUGUGCCAAAGCUGUGGUGGAAGAUAUUUCAUCUUCAACAUAAAAGACCAGAAGCAAGUCCCUCAAAUCUUAAAUGAACUACAAACUUCAACAAAGGACAGAAAUAUUCCUCAAAGUUACACCAGACAAAUGUUUGUGCAGACACAAAUAGAGAAGAUCUCAGUUCUACAGAGCAGCUCCUCUUCAACAGACACAAGAGCAGUCACUGGGGACACACAGUGUGCAGAGACUCUGAGGAUUGUGCUGAUUGGAAAGACGGGCAGUGGAAAGAGCAGUUCUGGAAACACCAUCCUGGGACGAGAAGAGUUCAAAUAUGACUUGAGCCAAACAUCUGUGACCAAACUGUGUCAUAAGGCACAUGGGGAGGUGGACGGUCGUCGUGUGGAGGUGGUGGACACUCCCGGUCUGUUCGACAGCACCAUGUCUAAUCAUGAGGUGAAUGAUGAAAUGCUCAAAUGCAUCAGUCUCCUGGCACCAGGACCACACAUCUUUCUGUUGGUGCUGCAAAUCGGAAGAUUCACACUCGAAGAGAAAGAAACUCUGAAUCUGAUCAAGACAGGAUUUGGAAAAGAUGCUGAAAAGUUCACCAUAGUUCUGUUCACACGUGGGGAUGAUCUGGAAAAAUUUGGACUUUCAUUUGAAGAUUACAUAAAAAAUAAAUGUGAAGAUUCUUGUAAGAAGCUGUUAUCUGACUGUGGGAACAGGUGCCAUGUAUUUAAUAAUUGGGAAAAAAAUGCAGAAAGACAAUCAGCCCAAGUGAAGGACCUGAUAAAGAAGAUUGAUGAUGUGGUGAGAGUUAACGGUGGAGGCUGCUACACAAGUGAGAUGCUCCAGGAGGCUGAGGAGGCCAUUCAGAAAGAGACACAGAGGUUAUUACAGGAACAGGAACAAGAGCUCAGAAGAGAAAUGCAAGAAAUGGAGCAAAAACAUGAACAGGAAAUGCAAGAAAUCCAACAAAGAAUGGAAGAACAGAGGAAUGAAAUUAAAAAAGAACUUCAAGAACGAGACGAUGAACUCAAAGACCUGAAGGCAAAUAUAAAAAGGGAACGUACUCUGAGAACAGAAGAGCAGAACCAGAGAGAAGAAGAAGACCAGCAGAGGAAAGAGCAGGACAGAGCUAUAAGACAGGAGUAUGAACGGAAGAUUCAGGAGUUAGAGGUGGAAUCUAAAAAGAACUUUGAUAGAAAACUGCAAGAGAGCAAAGAUAAAAUGGAACAAGAACGAGAGGCCUGGGAGGAGGAGAGGACACAAUGGUGGGACAAUCGAUACAACCAGGAUGAAAUAAGACGACAGGAGGAGCACGCAAGACUGGAGAAACUAGAACAAGAAUACAAGGUCAAACUGGAAAUGUACAGAAUUAAGAAAGAAGAAGAAGAUCAAAACAGAAGAGAGCAAGAGGAGAAGCAGAGGAAGGAGCUACAGGAAAGACAUGAGAGACAAAUGGAGGAGUUGAAGAAAACGUACGAGGAAGAGGCUCGCAAGAAGGCCGAAGAGUUCAACGACUUUAAACGCAAGAAGGAGAUUGACUUUGCAGCUCUGAUUGAAAAACACUUGCAAGAAGUCUGUGGUCUCAAGGAAGAGAUUCAGCAGGGGCAAGAAGAAUAUAAAAGUUUACAAAAACUCUCUUCACACAAAGAAGUAAGUCUGAAAAGUGACAUGGAGGAACAGCUCAAGAAACACAAGAGCGAGAUGAUUGAUCUGGCCAUUGUUGUUUUAAAGGAGAAAAAGGAAAACAGCAACAAAAUCAGAAAACUCCAGAAAAAUCAUGAGCAAGAACUGAAAACAUGUCAGAAAGAAAUUGAUGAGAAGUUUAAACAAGAAGAGAAAGAAGAAAUUAAGAAGUUAAAAACAAAACAGCAACAAGAGAUGAAUGAUCUAGAGAAAGAUACCAAGAAAGAAGAUCUUCAACAAAGAAAAAUGGAGCUGUAUAGUAAACAUGAAGAACAACUGAGACAGUUAAAGUCUGACUUGUGGAGCCAGAAGAAACAAGAACUGGAGGAAAAAACAGAGGAACUAAAGCAAAAACAUGCACAAGAAAUGAAUACAUUUACACAGGAGCUCUUAAGAAAACAUGAAGAAGAGCAGAAUAAACAAAUCGAAGAGUUAGAGGAGAAACAUCAGCAGGAGAUGGAAGAGUUGGUGAAGAAAGCUGCAGAGAGUGCAACGGAAUUAGAGCAGCUGAAGAUAAAACACCAACAGGAAAUGAGUGACAUCAAGAAGAAGAUGUUACCUGAAGAAGGAAGUUGCUCCAUUUUAUUGUCUGAGCUGAGGGUGACUCUUCUGGGGAACUGCUGGAGACAGAGAUGUUUGGUGGAGAGUUUCUUAGUCAGAAAAGACACGUUCAACAUUAGAACAGAGUCACAAUUCUCAACAAAAGUCAGUGCUCCAGUGGGAGACAAAAAACUAACAGUCAUCAACACACCAGACCUUCUCCACCCUGACUUCACUGAAGAGGAGCUGAAAAACAAGAUACAAGAGUUUGCAGAUGCCUCAGAGCCUGGGCCCCAUGUGCUCCUGCUGGUCCUUCAACCUGAAGACUUCACCUCACAGCAGCAGCAGAGGCUCCAGAAAGUGUUAGAGAUGUUCAGUGAAAACUCAUUUGAUCAUUCAAUGGUGCUGAUCUCCACAGACAGAGAAGAAAGUGUCACGGACCAGGAGGCAACAGGCAGCAUCUUGGCAGAGGUUCAGAAAGCUGGACCAAACGUUCUCCUGCUGCUGGUGAAGCCCUCUGACUUCACUGAAAAUGACAGACAAACACUCAAGUUCAUCCUGACAAUGUUGGGUCCAGAUGCUUUUAAACACUCCAUUCUCGUCUUAACACACAUUGAGGAAAUGACUGAGACUGUUAAUGCACUUCUUCAGGAUUGGCUUCUCUACAGAAAUAAAACGACACUAAAUGUGGUUCUUUGUGGGAGGAAAGGAGCAGGGAAAAGUUCUGCAGCAGAUGUCAUGUUAGGACAGAGAACAUCUGGAGAGAAGAGCUCAUCUGAGAGCAUCAAACGUCAGAGGGAGCUGCCUGGACUGUGUCUGUCCAUAGUGGAGAUGCCGUCUCUCUGUGGUAGUUCUGCUCAGACAGUGAGGGAGCAGUUCUAUAACAGUAUUUGUCUGUGUGACCCUGAUGGUGUCCACGCCUUUGUCCUGGUGUUACCUGUGAAUCCUCUCACUGAUGAAGACAAGGCUGAGUUUAAGAUACUUCAGGAGGUUCUGGGUCCUCGUGUUGAUGCCUUCACCCUGGUUCUGUUCACUGUGGAGUCAGAUCCUUCAGCUCCAGUUUACUCUGACUUUGUGAGUCAGAACAAAGACCUGAAGGAGCUGUGCCAAAACUGUGGUGGAAGAUAUUUCAUCUUCAACAUAAAAGACCAGAAGCAAGUCCCUCAAAUCUUAAAAGAACUACAAACUUCAACAAAGGACAGAAAUGUUCCUCAAAGUUACACCAGACAAAUGUUUGUGCAGACACAAAUAGAGAAGAUCUCAGCUCUACAGAGCAGCUCCUCUUCAACAGACACAAGAGCAGUCACUGGGGACACACAGUGUGCAGAGACUCUGAGGAUUGUGCUGAUUGGAAAGACGGGCAGUGGAAAGAGCAGUUCUGGAAACACCAUCCUGGGACGAAAAGAGUUCAAAUUUGACAUCACCCAAACGUCUGUGACCAAACUGUGUAAGAAGGCACAGGGGGAGGUGGACGGUCGUCGUGUGGAGGUGGUGGACACUCCCGGUCUGUUCGACAGCACCAUGUCUAAUCAUGAGGUGAAUGAUGAAAUGCUCAAAUGCAUCAGUCUCCUGGCACCAGGACCACACAUCUUUCUGUUGGUGCUGCAAAUCGGAAGAUUCACACCUGAAGAGAAAGAAACUCUGAAUCUGAUCAAGAAAGGAUUUGGAAAAGAUGCUGAAAAAUUCACCUUAAUUCUGUUCACACGUGGUGAUGAUCUGAAAAGAAUGAAACUUUCAUUUGAAGAUUAUAUUGAAAAUAAAUGUGAAGAUUCUUGUAAGAAGCUGUUAUCUGACUGUGGGAACAGGUGCCAUGUAUUUAAUAAUUGGGAAGAAAAUGCAGAAAGACAAUCAGCCCAAGAGGACCUGAUAAAGAAGAUUGAUGAUGUGGUGAGAGUUAACGGUGGAGGCUGCUACACAAGUGAGAUGCUCCAGGAGGCUGAGGAGGCCAUUCAGAAAGAAACACAGAGGUUAUUACAGGAACAGGAACAAGAGCUCAGAAGAGAAAUGCAAGAAAUGGAGCAAAAACAUGAAAAGCAAAUGCAAGAGAUUAAACUAAGAAUGGAAGAACAAUCAAAAGAAAUUGAGAGAGAACGUCAAGAGAGAGACAAAGAACUCAAAGAAAUGGAGAGUAAUAUAAAAAGGGAGCGUACUCUGAGAACAGAAGAGCAGAACCAGAGAGAAGAAGAAGACCGUCAGAGGGAAGAGCAGGACAGAGUUAGGAGACAGGAGUAUGAACGGAAUCUUCAAGAGUUAGAGAGGAAAAUUAAAAUGGAAUCGAAAGAGAACUUUGACAAAAAACUGCAAGAGAGCAAAGAUAAAAUGGAACAAGAACGAGCGGCUUGGGAGGAAGAGAGGACACAAUGGUGGGAAACACGAUACAAGCAGGAUGAAAUAAGACGACAGGAGGAGCAAGCAAGACUGGAGAAACUAGAACAAGAAUACAAGGACAAACUGGAAAUGUACAGAAUUAAGAAAGAAGAAGAAGAUCAAAACAGACGUGAGCAAGAGGAGAAGCAGAGGAAGGAGCUACAGGAAAGACAUGAGAGACAAAGUGGAGGAGCUGAAGAAAACAUAUGAGGAAGAGGCUCGCAAGAAGGCCGAAGAGUUCAACGACUUUAAACGCAAGAAGGAGAUCGACUUUGCAGCUCUGAUUGACAAACACUUACAGGAAGUUACUGUUCUCAAGGAGCAGAUUCAACAAGAGAAAGAAGAAUAUAAAAGUUUAC
This is a messenger RNA of Boleophthalmus pectinirostris (great blue-spotted mudskipper), 5523 nucleotides long. RefSeq lists its product as uncharacterized. NCBI's taxonomy places the organism in Eukaryota, Metazoa, Chordata, Actinopteri, Gobiiformes, Gobiidae. The record is from RefSeq and is a predicted model, not a curated record. Gene Ontology annotation, molecular function: GTP binding.